This is a messenger RNA of Helianthus annuus (common sunflower), 1698 nucleotides long. RefSeq names its product flavonoid 3',5'-hydroxylase 1. The transcript has 3 exons. NCBI's taxonomy places the organism in Eukaryota, Viridiplantae, Streptophyta, Magnoliopsida, Asterales, Asteraceae. The record is from RefSeq and is a predicted model, not a curated record. The coding region runs from base 1 to 1698 and encodes 565 amino acids. Gene Ontology annotation, molecular function: oxidoreductase activity, acting on paired donors, with incorporation or reduction of molecular oxygen; iron ion binding; heme binding.
AUGACACAAAACAGCCAUGCAUCAUCGUGGUGGCAAUGGGAAGUAAUGGGCAACAACAAAGAUGAACUUUCUAUAUUGGCACUACCGGUGAUCACAAUCACAAUAGUUAUUUUGGGUGUUUUAUGGAACAAGUUGACACUAUCGACCUCCUCACGAUCGCCACCGUUACCACCGGGUCCUCGUUCAUUACCGGUUGUCGGGUACCUUCCAUUUCUUGGCUGUGAUCUUCACAUCAAGCUCACCAACAUGGCUCACACCUACGGACCCAUCUACAAGUUCUAUUUGGGAAGCAAGCUUCACGUGGUUAUAAACACCCCGGAGCUAGCAAAGGAGGUGGUCCAUGACCAAGAUGAGACUUUUGAUAACCGUGAAAUAUCAGUGGCGACCUCAGUUUUAUCUUACCGAGGCCAAGAUGUGGUGUUUUCAAAGAACAACGCGAACUGGGUUAAACUUCGCAAGAUCUUUGUCCAUGAGUUCUUAAGUAACAAAAAUCUUAAAGCAUGUAGUUCUUCCCGUACGUAUGAGGUUAGAAAAACAAUCAACAAAGUUUUUAGUAAGAUUGGGACCAAUGUUAACAUCCGUGAGAUUGCUUUUUUGACUGAGGGCAAUGUCAUAAGAAGAAUGGUUUGGGAUGACACUUUCUAUAAAGGCGAAAAGGGUGCCCAUCUUGGAGCCGAGUUACAAAUGAUUACGUCCAAUAUUGUUAAAAUUUUGGGACAACCAAAUUUGUCAGAUUUCUUCCCUAGUCUUGCUCGGUUUGAUCUUCAAGGUGUUGAGAGGAACAUGAAGAAACAACUUGAGAAAUUGGAACAAAUUUUCGCAAGUAUCAUUGAAGAUCGUAUCAAGUCUAACUCCAAAAUGUCAGAUGAUGGAAUUGGAGAUGAAGGAAAGAAAGACUUUUUGCAGAUCUUAUUAGAUCUCAAGGACCAACAAGAUCUUAACAACACCCAAGUAAAAGCACUUCUCCUGGACGCAAGUAUUUUAGGAACAGCCGGAAUGGCCUCACUCAUAGAAUGGACGAUGGCGAAUAUUAUGAGAAAUCAUGAAGUAAUGAAAAGGGUGCAAGAAGAAUUAGUAAAAAUUGUUGGACCAAACAACAUGGUCGAAGAAUCGCAUCUUCCAAACCUGCAAUACUUAGGCGCAACGAUUAAGGAAACAUUCCGGUUGCAUUCUGUAGCUCUACUCCCACGGGUACCGAGAAAGGAUUGUGUGGUUGGUGGAUAUGCAAUUCCAAAGGAUUCUCUCGUACAUUUAAAUGUUUUUUCAAUCCAACGGAAUCCUCGAUAUUGGGACAACCCUAUGGAGUUUAAUCCCGAUAGGUUCUUGGCGAAUGAAGGGACAAACAUAUGGGAUUAUCAUGGGAACAAUUUGAAGUUCUUCCCAUUUGGAUCGGGAAAAAGAUCAUGUCCAAGCUUUCCGUUGGUUAAGAAAAUGCAAAUGUUUUUCUUGGCUUCUCUCUUGCACUCUUUCGACUGGACCUUGCCGAAGGGUGAAGAGCAUGACUUUACCGAAAGUUUUGCAUCGGAAGAGGAGGUUGUAGAGAGAGCAUCUAAUUGGGACCAACCGAUGUCUGAGUACGUUGAGAUGUCGGAACGGUAUCUACGGUUUCAACCACCCUCGAAUCACGCACAACCACAGCCACAGCCACCCUCGAACACCGUCGGAGCCCGGCAUAUCAGAUCGACGGGGACACCAUAG